AUGAAGAUCACCGCUAUUCUCUCCGCUCUCGCAGCGGCCACCCUGGUCUCUGCAGGCAAGUUUCACAUUCCCAAGGAUGCCACCGUCGAGCUCCAGCCCCACGGUUACAUCAUCCAAUACCAGGACAACGUCUCCCGUGCCAACGCCCACUCCAACCUCAAGAAGCAUGCCAUCGACUACAAGGUCCGUAACGAGUACGAUGUCUUCAACGGUGCUGCCAUCACCGUCAAGUCUGACCAUGAUGGUGAGGCCCUUGCCACCGUCCCCGGUGUCAAGCACGUCUGGCGCAUCCAGCGCUACUCGCUCCCCAAGACCACUAGUAACAGUGGCGGCAAGGUCGACGAGGAGAACUCUCUCCACCACAUGACCGGUGUUGAUGCCGCACACAAGAAGCUCAAGUUGACCGGAAAGGGUGUCAAGGUCGGAAUUGUUGACUCUGGUAUCGACUACAAGCACCCCGCCUUUGCUGCCGAAGGUGCCACUGAGGGAUGCUUCGCUCGCUAUGGCAAGAACUGCCGUGUCAAGUAUGGUUGGGACUUUGUUGGUGAUGCUUACACCUCAUUCAACAACCCCAUCCCCGAUAGUGAUCCCAUGGAUUGCGGCGGUCACGGUACCCACGUCGCUGGUAUUGUUGGUGGUAACGCCUCUAACAUCAAGGCCGGCCCCAAACCCCUCGUCCCCUGGGUUGGUGUUGCCCCUGGUGUCACCUUCGGUGCCUACCGUAUCUUCGGAUGCGAGGGCUUCACCAGCACCGAUGUCAUCCUCGCUGCUAUGGAGAUGGCCUUCAACGACGGCAUGGAUAUUAUCAACAUGUCCUUGGGUGGUGGAUCUGCAUACAAGGAGAACCCCACUUCGAUUCUUGCCGAUAAGCUUGUCUCUUUCGGCAUGAACGUCGCCGGUGCUGCCGGAAACGACGGUACCGAGGGUGUUUGGAUGGUCUCCGACACUGGUCUCGGUGAGACCUCCACCUCGGUCGCUUCCUUCGAUAAUGCCUACGGUGCCUACUACACCGUUUCUUAUGCCGGUGGCAAGUACCCCUACAACUUCGCAUCUGCCUGGGGUAAGGCCAUUAGCCUCCCUGCCUCGGCCACCUUGUUCCCCCUCUUCGACAAGGCUGGCGUCCUUCAGGAUGGAUGUGACGCAAACGCCUACAAGGGCCUCGAUGUCAAGGGCAAGGUCGUCCUCGUCCUUGGUGACUACUCUCGCUGCGGCUCCGUUGCACGUGGUGAGGUUGCCAAGACUGCCGGUGUUGCUGGUAUCCUUGCUGCCACCACUCCCUUCGGUAUGAGCAACUUGGCUGGUGCUCCUGGUUUGCCCAUGGCCUCGAUCGAAAACCGUGCUGGCGAGGCUCUCCUUGCUGCCUACAAGAAGAACCCCAAGAAUGUCCUUACCUGGGCCAAGGAUCCCUCGAGCGUCAAGGUUGAAGGUGGUGGAGCCCCCGCUGAGAUGUCAUCCUAUGGUCUUGAUGGUGAUCUCCGCUCUAAACCCGAUAUUGGAGCCCCCGGUGGAAACAUCUACUCUACUUUCCCUCGCGCCAAGGGUUCGUACGCCCUCUUGUCGGGUACCUCCAUGGCCACCCCUUACUACGUCGGAUCCCAGGCUUUGUACUAUGAGAAGACCAAGUCCAAGCCCAACGGUGUCGACAUCCGCCGUGUCUUCAAGAACACUGCCACCAUUUCUAAGAACUUCCAGUCUAAGACCUUUGCUUCUGCCGCCAAGCAGGGUGCCGGUUUGAUCAACGUCUGGAACGCCUUGACCACUACCACUCAUGCUUCCCCUGAUCGCUUCGACCUCCUCGAUUCUGACAACUUCCGUGGUGUCCAGAAGAUCACCAUUAAGAACAUUGGCAAGAAGACCGAGACCUACACCUUGUCCCACGUUCCCGCCGAUGCUUUGAACUCGUACUCCAAGGGUAACGCCUGGCCCCACGCCAAGCCCAUCAUCGAGGCCGACUAUGCUACCGUCAAGUUCUCUGCCAACAAGGUCAAGAUCCCUGCUGGCAAGUCUGUCAAGGUCACUGUCACCUUCACGGAACCCAAGGCUGGUAAUGCGAAGCAUUUCCCUAUUUACUCUGGAUACGUCGUCGCUACCCCCUCUCGUGAGGAUUCCCCCGCUGUCCAUGUUCCCUACAUCGGAUUGAAGGGCAAGGUCCGCAACGUUCCCAUCAUGGAUACCGAUCUCGGUCUCCCCUUGGCCGGUGUACGCAGGCAGAACGGCGACCUCGAGGAUAUCCCCUCGGAGGACUUUAUCUUCAACUUCAAGACGGCUGCCCCCGCCGUCAUUGUCCGCUUCGCCUCCCACACCCCCAACUUCACCAUCCGUAUCCACGAUGCCAAGACCGACAAGUUUUUGGGUUACGUCGUCUCGGGCUCGAACGUUGCUCUCGGUGCGACCGGUCGCAUGACCAACCAGGACGAGGGCAAGUACUCUGCCGCCACCUUUGACUGGCGCGGUUUUGUCCUCCAGACCGAGGACCUCUCCUCCAAGCCUGUCAAGUUGGGUGCUGGCUCUUACAAGAUCUACGUUGCCUCCCAGCGCAAGUUGACCAAGGGCGCUUACCCCGCCGACUUUGAGGUCUUUGGCUUGGGCACCUUCAACGUCUCUGCUUAA
Messenger RNA from Linnemannia hyalina, 2610 nucleotides. NCBI's taxonomy places the organism in Eukaryota, Fungi, Mortierellomycota, Mortierellomycetes, Mortierellales, Mortierellaceae. The record is from the annotation of a GenBank genome assembly.